AUGAAACGGGAUAACAGAGGUAAUUCCAUUACGAUGGUCCAUAGAUGGAACCGACCACCUUUAUCAUGCCGUGCAUGUCGCGAGAAAAAACGGCGUUGCGAUCGUACGCAGCCAUGCUCGAACUGCGUCCUCAGGAAGAUCUCGUGCGAAUACCCCGGCCAAAGCCUGGAAGAUGCAGGUGCCCCAGACGCAUCGAUGGGAUCCACUGCUCUUGGCUCUGAUCUGACGGCUGCGCCACAGCCUGCUGCUCGAUCGGAGCUGGCUGCAAAGCUAGAAGAAGCAUUGGCUGAGAGGCCCAAUCCAUUUCAAGUUCUGGCUGAUAAGCGCCAGCGAAUACCCUCGGCUGCAGGAUCAACUUUCAGCUCCCACUAUGUUACUCCAUUCAGCUAUCAUCUCUUGGCCUCCCAGGAUCAAAAUGAUGAGAGCCCAACCAUCAUUGAUAUCACACGGAAGUUCCCUCCCCUACGACAGGCUCGAGAACUAUUCGACCACUUUGCAAGAACACUGCAACCAACAUUUGGAGUCCUCCACAUCCCAUCAGCCCGAUCUUUGAUGGAGGCGACAUAUGAGUGCCUGCUUGAAGGCGAGGAGCCUUCUGCGGCGGACUUGAUGUUGCUGUUCAGCAUCUUUGCAGGGGCUGCACUGGUGUGGACUCCCCAGCUGCUUGAGAAGUUGAAUUCCACUCGCGAGGAAGCUAAGGCGGCCUUCAUAGCGUACACUCGUGUUGCUUUGGCCAUUUUGGAUCACCCUCAUCGUGCUGUCCAAGCAUCGACUACCUUUCUAGUGGCUACUGGUACUAUGGCUCAUCUGCUGAUGAACACUGACGGUUUCCCACUCAAGGUCCAUCUUCUUCGGCAUCGUUGUCUUUUGAUUUCACGAGAAAUGCAAAUCCAUCGUUUAGAUACCGCAAGAUGUCGCGAGGAGCGGAGGUUGAAGGGAUGUGAUAUGAUCGAUAUUGAAGUCCAGAGACGUAUGUGGUGGAAUAUGGUGGCAUCUGAUUGGCUUCUUUCAUUUUCUGGUGGGCCCCAGGAAGGAGCGUACACUUUUCAGCCCAAACAUAUGAACGUGAACCUACCGAGCAACACGGACGACGAAUUCAUCACAUCCUCAGGCAUUCAGCAAGAAUUUCCUAUGUCCAUUCCCACCUCCAUGUCUGCCUUUAUUAUACGAGUCAAGUCCUCCUCGCUGUGCCGAGAAGUCAUCGACGCCCUACCGUCCAUCCUACUGGAUUCUACAGAGCCCGACUAUGACACCAUCCUUGCCCUCGAUGCCAAAUUCCAUAAUCUCAUCAACGAGCUUCCCGUCCAUUUCAGACUGGACCCCGACAGUGUCGAGCAAAGUCGGGGGAUCUGCAAAGAACGGCCCUACCUUGCCUGGCAGCGAGUCAGCAUCCAUUUCAGCAUCCACACCCGGCUUUGCCGGCUCCACCGGCCAUAUCAUCUCGAGGGGAUCAUGAACUCUAAUUAUGCAUAUUCUCACAUGAUGUGCAUCCGGUCUGCCCAGACCGUGCUGGAACUGCGACGGUCGAUGGAUGAGCUCGACACCGAUUUUGGUCUGAAACCAGCACGGUUCUGGACGGUUAUGCAUCAUGUCUUCUUUGCGGCUUUGAUUCUAGCCAUGGACGUAUCAUUCAAUCCACUUGCGCCGGACGCUGCGGAUCGCAAGGCCAAAGUACUGGCCGCAUAUCAGACGCUGGAGAAGUCGAAGCAGGAAUCAAAUUACUUGAUGGAAGGGAUCCAGAAGAACCUGCAAACGCUGAUGUCUACGCUUCAAAAGCACCGGCCACAAGCAUCUCAUUCUGCAGGUAAAGAUGCUGCUAUGCGGGCCAACCAGUCUACUGGCCACGGGGUUGUGGAUUCUAUGAUGACCCCGGGCGCCGACAAUCCCACCACGAUUCCGCCAUCAUCCACGAUGAUGACCGACGACUCUUUGACGGGUGUUGUACUCAACCAUAUUGAUGAAGCAGGCUGGGAGCAGCUAUGGUCUGAAUUUGUGGCUGUGGCGCCCGAGCUAGAUGCACCGCAGUGGAAUUCGCUGCUCGAAAACGUCGAUUUCAACCCGCAGCUGGAUGUCUGA
Molecule: messenger RNA, 2076 nt
Organism: Penicillium canariense
Lineage: Eukaryota; Fungi; Ascomycota; Eurotiomycetes; Eurotiales; Aspergillaceae
Exons: 4
Coding region: 1-2076 (691 amino acids)
Biological process (GO): regulation of DNA-templated transcription
Molecular function (GO): zinc ion binding; DNA-binding transcription factor activity, RNA polymerase II-specific
Source: RefSeq, a predicted model, not a curated record